Messenger RNA from Colletotrichum truncatum, 636 nucleotides. RefSeq lists its product as uncharacterized. Lineage: Eukaryota; Fungi; Ascomycota; Sordariomycetes; Glomerellales; Glomerellaceae. The record is from RefSeq and is a predicted model, not a curated record.
AUGUCUCCCCUUGGGCUUUCCCCUCGUCUGCGCCUCCUUGGCCAACGACAUCUCUGCGCCCGGGUGCCGUACUUCAAAGGCACCCACAACAUGCAUCAAAAUGUCUUCAGGAUAUUACCGUCGAGAAUCUCCAGACAAUCGUUUUGCUGUAGCAAAUCAAAGAAAGAGCAGUCGCCACCUGUGCUAUCGCGAGACUUCUGGGCUUCUUCGACAGCAUGGCGCCGCGCUGGCGUGAACACGUUUCGAUGCCUCGUCGGCUGCACGCUAGGUGAUUUCUCCGCAAUGUGGUACCUUCAGGCAUUUCAUCCGGAAAUGGGCAUGGAGAGCGUGAUGGCCAUCUCGAUGGCAAGCGGAUUGUCAACAUCGCUCCUCCUGGAGACGGUUCUGUUGAAAUUCGGUAAGGAUCGAUUGUCCUGGCCGACUGCGGCAAAGACCGCGGCGGGAAUGAGCAUGAUAUCGAUGAUCACGAUGGAGCUGGCGGAGAACGCGGUAGAUUACCACCUCACCGGCGGCGUGGUGCAGUUGGAUGAUCCCGCCUUCUGGGGCGCCGCCAUCGUCUCUGUGGCUGCCGGUUUCCUUGCGCCUCUCCCAUACAACUACCACAGGCUCAGGAAGUUUGGCAAGGCGUGCCACUGA